CACAUUCAUAGAAAAGAAAAUUCAAGAUAACAAGAAAUUUCAUGUAGGUAGUUUAUAAAAAUCUAUAAAAAUUGGGUGCCCCUGCAAUUCCCGGUCCGUCAAGAAGCCGCCCCUGCUUCCACAGCCGCCUCUAGUCGUGGGCUACGCAAUGGCCGGGAGACUCUCCACUCUAGAGGAAUCCUUCAAGGCAUUCGCCAAAUUUGGGGACUCCAGAAGUGACGGUACCACAAUCACACUGACGCAGAGUGACAAGUGGAUGAAACAAGCCACGGUGAUUGAUGGCAAGAAGAUCACCACCACGGACACCGGGAUAGCCUUUAACAAGUUUCGCUCCAAGACCAUCCCUUACACUGACUUCGUGAAAUUUGUGGAGGACUUGGCCACCACGAAGAAGGUGGACCCUCAGUCCCUCAAGGACAAAUUGGUCAACUGCGGGAUGCCGGGGACCAAUAUGGCUACCCAGGCUGUUAAGACCGGGGCUGUGGAUCGGUUGACGGACACGAGCAAGUACACAGGCUCUCACAAACAACGCUUUGACGAGGAAGGGAAGGGCAGAGGUAUCGCUGGCAGAGAGGAUAUCAAGGAUGACUCAGGGUACGUGCAAGGAUACAAGGAAAAGGAUACAUAUGAUGCCAAGAGGAAAAAAUGAUUUUGUACCUAUUUUUGUCAUUAAACCUUACAAUUAAGGAAGAAA
Messenger RNA from Homalodisca vitripennis (glassy-winged sharpshooter), 694 nucleotides. RefSeq names its product tubulin polymerization-promoting protein homolog (gene ringer). Bases 149 to 649 code for a protein of 166 amino acids. Gene Ontology annotation, molecular function: tubulin binding. NCBI's taxonomy places the organism in Eukaryota, Metazoa, Arthropoda, Insecta, Hemiptera, Cicadellidae. Gene Ontology annotation, biological process: microtubule polymerization; positive regulation of protein polymerization; microtubule bundle formation. The record is from RefSeq and is a predicted model, not a curated record. Gene Ontology annotation, cellular component: microtubule. The transcript has 2 exons.